CGUACCCGUUGUACUUAUCAGUGAUUAUGGAGAGGGUCAGAGAGUCGGAAGCAAAAGUUUGAAAUGUCCCAAUCUUCGCCCAAGGACAUUCUCCAUGAAUGUCGAUUCAAGAGUGAUCAUUUUCAGAAUCUUCAUUUGUUGAGUAAAGAAGGCAGAAUCGAUGGGGCACCUAAUUUCAGACAGGUGAAAGGAUUUCCUGUUUAUGGAACGGCCCAGCCUUUGAUCAGAGGGUUUGAGAACGUUCUAGACAAAGUUAAUCAUGGUUCCGAGACCAAAGCCAAUAAGGUUAUCUGGUUCAAUAUGAGGAAGGAACCGGUGAUCUAUAUUAACAAGAUUCCAUAUGCACCUCGAGAUCCAGAAAGAAUGCAUGAAAAUUUGAGUAUUGAAGCCUCGUUGGAAGAUUAUGAGGCUAUGGAGGUUUCAAUCAUGGAUUUGGCCAAGAUGAGAAUGGAGAUCUCUGGUGAUUCCACUUUGAAAGUGCACAAAGACUCUGGAUUCACCGAGAACCCUUUGGAAAGGUCGGAUCGUCUUGAGUCGGUCAAGGUGAAAUCGUUGCAAGGCCAACGGGAAAUCUGGUCUAGUUUGUCCGAUAAAUAUCCUCAUCUUCGGAUCUUAAAGAUUCCUAUUUCCGAAGAUCAAUGCCCUACUGAAGAAUCCUUGGACAUGAUCGUGGAUGCCUUGAAAGGGGAACCAGCUGCCACACAAUGCGUUUUUAGCUGUCAAAUGGGACGAGGAAGAACGACAAUUGGAAUGAUCUUAGCUUGUCUGAUCAAGGAGAUUCAAAUUCGAACUGAGUUGAAGAAGCUACAAGAACUUCACCUGGUGCCUGAAGAGACAAUUGCCAAGCUCAUUGCCGUCCAUUUUGAGACCAAAACCAAGGCCAAAUCCACCCAUGAACAAGACAAUUUACUUCGAGGCAAAUUCGAUGUCAUCAAGGAACUGCUUCAAAAGGAGAGCAGAGCAAAAGAGGCCAAGAAGAGUUUGGAUCGGAUCAUUGAUAUUUGUGGUCCACCUCCCAAGGGAUCGGGGCUGCAGAACCUCAGAGAGUGCAUCAUUGAGACGAAAUGGAAGUACGAUGUGGCUCCUGAGGAUAAGCAAAUUGUAUGGAGGGAACUAAUUUUGAACUUUAUGGAAAGAUAUUUCAUCCUGAUUUGUUUUGCCACUUACGCCUUGGAGUUUGGUCCGGAAGGUUUCCAAAGAUCCUUCAAGUCUUGGAUGGACGAGCGAAGUUACUUAAGAGAUAUGAUUGCUCAAGGCAAGGACAAAUUGGAAUGGUACCGGCAAGUGGAUCCGGUUAAAUUGAACACGCUUAAAGAACUCAUCAGUGCUCCAAACUACAAAGAGAAUCUGGGCACUCUCAUUCAAACCAUCUAUGAAUUUGCCUUUGUCACCUAUGGAGAUUUGCCCAGGGGACCCAUCAAGAAUAAUUCCAUGAGAAAGUUAGCAGCCAAGACUCUGUUGGAGAUCAUGCCAUCAGAAAUCCACGAGGAAGUUCAACGCAAACUAGAUGAGCACAUGUCAUCUCCGGAUUUCAUUACACUGAUUGGAUUGGUGAGCUACCAUGGCAAGGAGGGACCACAAGGUGUAUAA
Tigriopus californicus is the source of this 1590-nucleotide messenger RNA. Its product is annotated as paladin-like. The coding region runs from base 64 to 1590 and encodes 508 amino acids. Lineage: Eukaryota; Metazoa; Arthropoda; Copepoda; Harpacticoida; Harpacticidae. The transcript has 8 exons. The record is from RefSeq and is a predicted model, not a curated record.